AUGGAUUUCAGAGACGACGAGGAAGCGCCGUUGGUAACAGGCGAGGGUCGGAAGGUGAGACCUGGAAAGAGCUAUACAAGGGAUGUUCAUAUCCUCAGCAUCUCCUUCUUGUUAAUCUUCCUCGCCUAUGGUGCUGCUCAGAAUCUCGAAACUACCGUUAAUAAGGAUUUGGGAACAAUCUCUCUAGGGAUAUUGUAUGUGUCCUUCAUGUUUUGCUCCAUGGUUGCAUCUUUGGUUGUCCGGUUAAUGGGAUCAAAGAAUGCUCUGGUUUUAGGAACUACAGGGUAUUGGCUCUUUGUCGCUGCGAAUCUGAAGCCAUCAUGGUUUACUAUGGUACCAGCCUCUUUAUACCUUGGAUUUACAGCUUCAAUAAUAUGGGUUGGCCAGGGAACAUACCUUACAUCAAUUGCUAGAAGACAUGCUAAAGAUCAUGACGUGCAUGAAGGAUCCGUAAUCGGUGUUUUCAAUGGGGAAUUUUGGGCUAUGUUUGCCUGCCACCAGCUGUUUGGGAAUCUCAUCACACUUGCAUUGCUGAAAGAUGGAAAGGAAGGAAGCACCAGUGGCACAACCUUAUUGAUGUUGGUGUUUCUCUUCAGUAUGACAUUAGGAACAAUAUUAAUGUUCUUCAUUCGUAAAAUUGACGGAGAAGAAGGAAAAGAACAUGUGGGUUCUUCUGUGGGCGUAGUUGAUACCUUGGCUUCUCUUCCAAGGAUGAUAAUCACUCCUUUGCUUGACAUACGGAUGCUACUGAUUGUCCCACUCCUUGCGUAUUCAGGAUUGCAACAAGCAUUUGUUUGGGCUGAGUUUACAAAGGAAGUUGUUACACCUGCCAUUGGUGUCUCAGGUGUUGGUGGGGCUAUGGCAGUCUACGGAGCUCUUGAUGCAAUUUGUUCAAUGACUGCUGGACGGUUUACCUCUGGUCUGUCAUCAAUCACCUUCAUAGUUUCUGGUGGAGCUGUUGCUCAAGCUUCUGUAUUUCUCUGGCUUCUUCUUGGGUACAGGCAAACUAGUGGAGUACUUGGCACAGCUUACCCUCUUAUAAUGGCGGCGCUAUUAGGAAUUGGUGACGGGAUAUUAAACACUCAAAUCAGCGCUCUUCUCGCAUUACUCUUCAAACAUGACACAGAAGGAGCGUUUGCGCAGCUAAAAGUAUGGCAGAGCGCAGCGAUAGCGAUUGUGUUCUUCCUAAGCCCGUACAUAUCACUGCAAGCAAUGCUCAUAGUAAUGCUUGCUAUGGUCUGUUUUUCACUCCUCUCUUUCUUGUUUUUAGCUCUUAAGGUCGAGAAGGUAUUUACACGCGACGAAUAA
Arabis nemorensis is the source of this 1308-nucleotide messenger RNA. The record is from the annotation of a GenBank genome assembly. NCBI's taxonomy places the organism in Eukaryota, Viridiplantae, Streptophyta, Magnoliopsida, Brassicales, Brassicaceae.